Messenger RNA from Corylus avellana, 480 nucleotides. Its product is annotated as mitogen-activated protein kinase kinase kinase 20-like. Gene Ontology annotation, molecular function: ATP binding; protein kinase activity. The record is from RefSeq and is a predicted model, not a curated record. NCBI's taxonomy places the organism in Eukaryota, Viridiplantae, Streptophyta, Magnoliopsida, Fagales, Betulaceae. Gene Ontology annotation, biological process: protein phosphorylation; signal transduction.
AUGGCGAUGUGGCAAAGGUGGCGGGUUCUUGGCAUGGGAACGUACGGCACUGUGUUCUUGGUUGAACCCGGUGAUCCCACGGCUCCAUUGAUCGCCGUUAAGACGUGCCCUCUUGAGAAGUCGUCCUCCCUCCUGUUGGAGGAAAGAGUGUUGGUGCAGCUGUGUGGUUGUCUGAAUAUUGUUUCCUGCCUUGGGAGUUCACUCACCGUCAAAGACAGUACCGGACUCUACAAUUUGUUUCUUGAAUUUGCGGUCGGAGGUACUCUUGAAGAUUUGAUCAAGAAAGAGUUGGGUUUGUGCGAGUGGGACAUGCGCCGCUAUGUGCGUAUGAUCGUCCAGGGUCUCUGUUCUGUGCAUGGAAAGGGUAUGGUGCACUGCAAUCUCAAACCCAGUAAUAUCUUGGUCUUUCCCGAUGAAGGAGGUGUGUUGAAUGUUGAUCGGCUCAAGAUCGUUGACUUUGAGCUUGCCAAGGAAGGCUGA